GGUGUAGUGGCGUUAGUCUGUAUUACAAGUGGAUCUUUCUCCCUGUGUGAAACAGCAUUUUGGUGACCAGAGCGUUUGUCUUCAUAUUGUAAAUCAGCCUUGGUGGCAAAGAUGGAUAUGCCGAAAAGAAUUAAUUUAGAGCUACGGAAUAGAACGCCUUCAGAUGUGAAAGAACUCGUGCUUGACAACUGUCGCUCGAAUGAAGGCAAAAUUGAGGGCCUGUCAGAUGAGUUUGAAGAAUUGGAAUUUCUUAGCACAAUCAACGUAGGCUUAUUGUCCGUCGCGAACCUACCAAAGUUAAACAAGCUAAAGAAGCUCGAGCUAAGCGAUAACAGAAUCUCAGGCGGACUAGAAGUUUUGGCAGAAAAAUGUCCGAACCUCACACAUCUCAACCUCAGCGGCAACAAAAUCAAAGAUCUCAGCACAAUAGAACCUCUGAAAAAAUUGGAUAACCUGAGAAGUCUAGACCUUUUCAAUUGUGAGGUGACAAACCUCAACGAUUACAGAGAAAACGUCUUCAAGUUUCUCCCGCAACUGACGUACCUAGAUGGAUACGAUCGUGAAGAUAAGGAGGCACCGGACUCGGACACUGAAGCGUACGCGGAGGGUGUAGAUGACGACGAUGAUGAGGAAGACGAAGUAGAGGAAGAGGGGUUUAGUAAUAUCUCCCUAGACAGCAACAUCAAGGAGCACGUGGUUGCUAUGUCUUCCAGCAACAUCCUGUGUCCCGUUAUGAUGGAGAUGGGGGGGG
Messenger RNA from Chiloscyllium plagiosum (whitespotted bambooshark), 751 nucleotides. The record is from RefSeq and is a predicted model, not a curated record. Lineage: Eukaryota; Metazoa; Chordata; Chondrichthyes; Orectolobiformes; Hemiscylliidae.